AGUAAUAAUUCACAAUACUAUAAAAAAGGAAGAAAAACGCUUGCUUGGUUUGGGACGUUUCAGCAUAGUUUUAGUUUAGCCUGAUAUCUUGUGUUAAAGGCCUGCUUGACAGAUAGCAUGGAAAAAUCUCAGGAACCCCGGUGGAUAAUGCUUCCCGUUGACAACUCUAUUCACAGCGAACGGGCUUUUGAUUGGUAUGUGAAGAACCUGCAUAAACCAGGUGAUAAACUUGGAAUUGUUCACAUCCACGACCCACCUAGCCCAUCUGAAGCGUUUGGUGUUUGGGAUAGAAUGGUUGUUGAAAGCGAGAAUAGAUGGAGGGAGGAAUUUCAGAAAAGUAUAGCUGAAUCUAAAGAAGUUAUAAAGAAAUUUGAAAACAAAGCAAAAGAUUGUGGAGUGGAUAGCGAAACAUUUUUAACAAAUAGCAACUAUGGGCCUGGGCAUGCUAUAUGUGACAUAGCUGAUAGAAAGGAUGCUGUUGGUAUUGUAAUGGGUUCAAGAGGUUUAAAUUUCUUCAGAAGAACGUUGCUUGGAAGUGUUAGCUCAUAUGUGAUCAAUCAUGCAAACACAACUGUUACUGUGACGCCACCAUCAAAAUAAUCCACAAUACAAUUUGCUUUUACUGUUAAUUUAGGACUCCAUUUUACUCACAUGGUGAAAUAAAUAUUACUUCUUCUCUUAUGAAAAUCAACACUCUAAAAAGGUUCUUUUUUUGAAACAAUUGAUAGUACUGUAAAACUUUUUAAAAAACAUAUAUUCUUGCGGUCAGGUUCCCGUCAUAAUACUGGUUGAACCAAUCACGGGCCAGUAUUCAGAUUAAGCAACCAUUAUGAAAUGAUAGACAAAAGCUGUAAUCAUAAUGUUUUUGUGGUGAAACCUAUACAAUACUGGAUUUUUCAAGGAAUUCUUCUUUUUUUUAGUCAAAUUUUUAAUAUGUUUUAUUGCUUAAUCUUUGCCAUUUUGCCACAUUUUAACGCUGUUUUGCUUGUAAAUUAUGUUUGAUUAAGAUUUCUACUGUGAAGGUUUGACCGUGAAAGUCCACUUGUUCCCUCAUCGGAAAGCAACGAAGGAGAACAUUCCGACCGCAGGAAUAUAUAUAUUUAGCUAGACUUUAUUCUGACAAAAUUUUAAAAUCGAAAGAUUCUGUUGCUGGAAAAUAUAGCCAUAUAUACAUAUA
Hydractinia symbiolongicarpus is the source of this 1177-nucleotide messenger RNA. RefSeq names its product universal stress protein YxiE-like. The coding region runs from base 118 to 600 and encodes 160 amino acids. The record is from RefSeq and is a predicted model, not a curated record. Lineage: Eukaryota; Metazoa; Cnidaria; Hydrozoa; Anthoathecata; Hydractiniidae. The transcript has a single exon.